AUGCGCGCGACCUGCAUCUCAGUGGCACUAGCCAUUGCUGGGCACGCCACAGCACAGCAUCUAUCUGCACGUCAGUCAGAAAACGGCACAGUUUCGAGCGAUGCGACGCCACGGAGAUACAUUGUUGAAUUGAAGUCACGCGACCAAGGCACUCGUGUGGCAGAAAAAGUCGCUACCAUCGACGGAUUGCGAAUUGUGAAAACAUUCGAUCAUGAUAUUUUCCCAGCCGUCAGCGUCGAGUGCGACCACGCUUGCGACGCUGCGUCCAUCACCGCCGCGCUUGACGACAAUGAAGAUGACGGUGGUGUCGUGGCUACCGUCUUCAAAUCGACUCCGGUGCGACUCUUCCCGACAAUCGAGGGAGAGUCAUAUAGCGACGAUGCCGCGGCCUCAAACUAUUCUGUUCAUGGUUUGACCGGAGUUGAGCAGCUCCAUGCCGCUGGUAUAAUCGGAGAGGGCGCUACAGUCGCCAUAGUUGACAGUGGUGUUCAAUACACGCACCCAGCUCUGGGUGGUGGUAUCGGCGACAACUAUACUGUUAUUGGUGGAUAUGAUCUGGUAGGCGAUGGAGACUGGCCGAACACAGCCCCGGAGCCUGACAAUGAUCCUAUGGACCAUUUUGGUCAUGGAACUCACGUUGCCGGAAUCGUAGCCGGCAAGAGUGACCAGUUUGUUGGAGUCGCUCCCGGAGCAAAGAUUCUGUCCUUCAAGGUCUUUACCUCGAGUGGCUAUUCCAAUGAAGAGACGGUCAUUGACGGCUUUCUGAAAGCCUUCGACUCUGGGGCAGACAUCAUUUCCGCGAGUCUAGGCGAGAAGAGCGGCUUCACCAGCAAUGCUUGGGCCGUUGUCGCUUCUAGAAUGGUGGAUCAAGGUGUCGUUGUCACCAUUGCCGCUGGUAAUGAUGGCCAAGACGGAGCCUUUGACAUGAGUAAUGGCGCAUCCGGCGCUCAUGUACUCACAAUCGCCGCAUCCGAGCCUGAUGAGUUUCCGGGGCAGGAGUUCACCGCCAAUUUCAUUCUCGAUGGCGAAUCUAACCAAACCUCGCUGGCCUACUACGGUGGUUCAGCAUCUUUUCCGAGUACCGUGGUAGACUGGCCGAUUGUACCAGUGACUUUGAACGCGUCAGUGGAGGCUGAUGCGUGCUCUCCUCUGCCUGCCGACACAGCCAAUAUGACCGGAACCAUUGUUCUUAUUCGGUACGGUGGUUGUUCACUAAGGACAAAACAAGACAACAUUAGCCCGUUUUCCCCGCAGUAUAUUCUGUUUUACGAGGAUGACGGGCCUUUCCAGACACCAGUCACUGGUGCAACUGUUGGUCUUACCCAAGCGAUUGAGGCGAGAGCCGGAGAGGCUAUCGUAAACACCAUCAUCGAAGGUGGCAAUGUGACGGCUUCCUUUAAUGUGACGUCUGGUCACUAUGUAGGACUUUUUGAUGCCGGCGGUGGACGUCCAGCACUUUACAGCAGCUGGGGAAGCACUUUCGAUUUAGCACUAAAGCCGGAUAUUGCUGCGCCUGGAAGCAAGAUUCUGAGUACAUAUCCAACAGACGCUUACCAAGUCCUCAGUGGAACGAGUAUGGCUACACCAUAUGUUGCCGGUGUCGCUGCUCUUUAUGUCGGAAAGUUCGGUGGUCGAGCGGCGAACGCGAAUGAUCCCACCUGGGCAAAACGUCUCCAUGCACGUCUCAUGUCCACAGCGCACGCCGUUGCAUGGGCCGAUUGGUCUACGAGCGCCACCGACUAUGGCUUCUUUGCGCCCACGACUCAGGUUGGCGCUGGUUUCAUUGAUGCCACCAAGCUAUUUAAUUACACUACAGAGUUGAGUUUCGAGGGACGCAAGUUUGAGCUCAACGAUACGGCCCACUUCGUGGGCACGCACUCGGUGGAUAUCACCAAUACUGGCAGUGAGGCUGUCACCUAUGAGUUCUCCCUGCAGCCGGCAGGUGGCUACGAGUCUUGGACUCCCCUUCCACCUGGAAGCACGGAAUACGCCGUCCCAGGUUUUGAGCUAUACGCCUAUGUUACUCCUGAAGAGAUGAUACCAGAUGUCAUUCUGCCACAGGCCUUGACCAUUGGUCCGGGUGAUACGGCGACGGCUGAAUUCACAUUCACUCAGCCUCAGGGAUUAAACAGCUCCAACAUACCCGUGUAUAGCGGCAAGGUGCUCGUUAGCGGGAAUAAUGGGGAAGAGCUCGGCGUCCCGUACUUUGGUGUCGGGUCUGACCUGAAGAGCGAGAUUUCCCACGUCUUCGACUAUGGAAAGUUGUAUCCCUACAUGACCUCAGGUAUAUACAAUACCAAAAUAGAUGUCAAGUCAAACUUCACAUUCAAUCUGUCGUAUUCCUCACAAGAUUUCCCCAAGCUCUUUUCCAUGUUGGUUUGGGGCUCAGAAGAACUGCGCUGGGAUAUAUUCGACGGCGACUACAUCGAGUCGGACUGGGCGUACCCACCAGUCCCCGGCCAAAAUCACUUUGUUGGCUCGGCCACAAGCUGGAAUGGAACUGAUGCUUCCUCAUGGUUUGAUCCUGCUACAAACAGCGAGGAUGAUAUUUUCUCGUUCCCACUCUAUGCGGUUCCCAGAGAUACUCAAGGAAUUUACUACUGGCUUGGCAGAUACGCCAAUGGUACACAAGCGCAACCCGGAUCUUACAAGUUCAGGCUGGCUGCGUUAAGACCAUUCGGGGACCGGACUGUCGCCGAGGAUUGGGACAUUUUCGCCACGCCCGAUAUUACAUUCCUUGCUGGCGCAUAA
This is a messenger RNA of Pestalotiopsis fici W106-1, 2751 nucleotides long. RefSeq lists its product as uncharacterized. NCBI's taxonomy places the organism in Eukaryota, Fungi, Ascomycota, Sordariomycetes, Amphisphaeriales, Sporocadaceae. Gene Ontology annotation, molecular function: serine-type endopeptidase activity; tripeptidyl-peptidase activity. Gene Ontology annotation, biological process: proteolysis. The transcript has 13 exons. The record is from RefSeq and is a predicted model, not a curated record. Gene Ontology annotation, cellular component: cytosol; cell wall; membrane. The coding region runs from base 1 to 2751 and encodes 916 amino acids.